CCUGCAACACAAUCUAAGAAUAUUCUUCUUUUUUACAUUUAUUUGCUUUUAUUGAAUUUUGCAGUUCCCUCUUAUGGAGGUUUAGUCCAAAAAAUCUGUUCCAUAGUAAGACAGGAAAAAAUGUCAGGCAAGUCGGAUUUCGCGCAGAAGCUGCUGCAUGAUCUUAGGCUUCGUAAGGAACGAGUGGCGGCUGCUCAAAAUACGACCUAUUCAUACUCUACACCCAGAGAUGCUCGUGCUAAUCCGGGACAAAUUCACAGAGGGUCUCGACAGACGAAAACUCUAGAAUCCGUUAAUUCAAAAGUAGGUAGCACCAGCAACCGAUCAUUUCGUGUUGAAGAAUCUUCAGCACAGAUUGUUCCCUAUGCUACUGCGAGAGUCCAAAACUCUGAAAAAAUCGGAGAUCUUUCCAUGGCCCUUGCAUUUGCUAUUGAAAACGGAGGGAAGUUUACUAAAAUAAACUCAUCGAGUAAAAAUCCUGUGCUAACAUUUCUCCAUCAAUUCGGUCAGAGAUCAAUGGACAUAAGUAAGAUGGAAAGGAGAACGUAUCAUCUUCCAAAUAAUAGUCAGUUCCCUUCCGUCUCUCAUGUUCACAUCAAUGAAGUAUCGAAAGGGAUACAAAAACUAAACCAGAUUCUAAGAGCCAGUUCCAAUGGCAUAAAUUUCGAUAGAAACUCAAUUGAAGUCGGGCAAGAACUGUUGAAAGGAGCUAUGGAUUUGGAAGAGUCCUUGAGGAUGCUCGUAAACCUCCAAGAAGCUUCGGAUCGUAUGAUCAAACCUCAAAGCAAAAAUCGGAUUACAUUACUCGAUGAGGACGAGGAAGAUGACAGCAUUAAUGUCAAGAUAGUUGAUCAGAAGCAAUUAGAGCGGCCAAGAUUUUCAUUCGAUAAGCCCUCUAAAAACUCAACAUAUAUCACCAAAGAGACAACAAAAAAUGACAUCAAACAGCGGCUCAUGGCCUUGACAUACCCUGAUGAAGCUCCUAAACUGCACGAAAAGCAACCUCCUCUCAACACUAAGAAAUUGGUGUCCCAUAAAAGGUCAGCUAGUUGUGCCCCAGAUUUCAAAAAUCUGGACCAGAAGAACCAGUCAAGUGGAACGAAAAGUGCUGGAUCAGCGAAAGGAAGAAUUUCGAAUGUCAUUGCAAAACUAAUGGGACUCGAUGAACUCCCGCAAAAGGAAGAUAACAAGGCAGCUAGGAAAGGGUCAGAUCCCAAAAGGAAGCAAGAGCCAGUACUAAAGAGAAGUGCGGUUCCUAUUAGCACUCCGGAGGUUGAGAAUAGGCCAUCUCGUAGUGUUGACAAAAAGAUGAUAAGUAAUAUGCUACCAGUUCAGGAUGCAAAAUAUGUGGUUAACGCUGAAAAUGUUCGUGCAUCUCCGAGCAGGAGCAAUCACAUGGUUUCUUCUGGUAGAGUUCAGCAACAGGAAGAGCGGAGUAUAGUGGUGCCCUUAGGCUUGCCAAUGACCAACAGCAUGAUGGAUAAGCAACAUAGUAAAAUCAUCCAAGUAAAUCAAGAAGUACCAGGACAUCAAGUUAACUUCCAGCAGAAACAGAAAGAACAAAAUCAGACAAGUUUCAAGGGGAAAAUCACAAAAACAGUCGAAAUCAAGGAGAAUAUCUCACAACUAAAAAAGCCACAAACAUCUAGGGCGCCUCCAAUCGAUCUUGUGUUACAAGAAAAGAAAGAGACAGACAGAUUUCCUUUGAGCAAUGAAAAGAAGGCCUUACACAAAGAUGAAGUGCAUCACGUGCAGAAGCUUAAAAAAUCCGAGGGACAAGAUGAGAAGCGUCAAGCAGGUAACAAAGAGCAGUUGCCCUCGAACAAAACUUUGCAAGCAAGAACACACAAAGCAAAUCAAGUGGAAACCAUAACUUCACCAAAAUCAAGGAAUGGCGCGGCAAGUUCAAAGAAGAAGCAGUCUUCUCGGAAUCAAUCCUUACUUGGUACAAAAAAUUCUACCAAGUCCAAAAAUGGAGCACCUUCAAAAGAUUUUACGAAUGGAAUAAAGCAAGUGGCUCUUGCCAAGCGUCGGAACUCUUUUACCUCUGCAGUGAUCAUGCAAAGCAGCGAGAACAAAAAUGCUGAUCAUAAUGCAUUGUCAAAGGAAGUAUCGUCUAGAUCAGAGAAGCUAAACAGUAUCAAUCAGUCAUCCAAGAAAGAGAAGCCAAUCGAUCUGCCAUCUACAGAUAGGAAGGGAUGUCAUACCGAAAUUCAUAUUACUGAGACCUCUCCAAAAAUAGAUGAGCUAUCCGCAACUUUGCAAGAAAUGAAGCUGCAAAAGGAUGACAAAAGCUGCUCACAGUUAACUGAAAGCCAGACAAGAGAAGAAAAAGCGGACAACAUAGGAUCUAAUGAGCCAGAUGUGAGCACGGAGAUACUCAAUUUGCAAACAGAGCUACAUGGUAAAAUAGAAAACAGUACCUCCUGCAACACAACUAUGGAAAAGGAAUGCGACAACCUGAUAGGUUCAGCAACUGCAAUUUCAAAUGAAAAUCAUCAAGAAAAAAUGUUGCAAGAAGUUGAAAUAUCCACAGACCAGAAACUUGGAGAAGAUAUACCAAAGAUAUCACAAGCUAUGGACCAAUUUAAUGGGAUUCAUCAAGAAGACUCAAAUGACAGUAAGCUUUUCAAUGAUGAACAACAUAAAAGUUUUCCUGCCAAAUCUACAGAAAAAAGAGGCACGGGAAUUUCCAAGGUUGUUAGAAAUGAUCAAGAAACAACUCUACCAUUAGUGGCACAAGAACCAUUGACAGAACCUGAAAAGCAAUUCAAGGAAUCAGUAAUCAAAAAUCAACUAUUUCUAAACACAGCAGAAGCACUUUUCAAGCUCAAUAUACCGAUCAGCAUUCUCCACGCCAGUGAUCAAAAUAACCAAGGGGAAGACGUUAAACUUAUGCUAGACUGCGGCUAUGAGAUAAUGAAAAGGAAAGCGAUAAGACAGGAGCUAAAUGUUCAUCCUUAUGCCACAUUAUCCAUCGGAUAUACAAAGACAAGUUCAUUGGACGAUCUUAUCAAGAAACUCUGCAGAGAUUUCGACACAUUGAAGUCCUAUGGUGGAAAUGGAAAUAUGAGUGAUGAAUGUGAUGCAGCAGACUACUUGCAUAACAUGAUCGGUAAAGACAUGCAGAACAGGAAUCCAGAUGUGAACUCCAUGUGGGAUUCUGGCUGGAGUACUGAACAAAUAAUGUUUGGCUUCCUUGAAAAAGAUGAUGUUAUAAAGGAUGUGGAGAAGCAUUUGCUCAAUGGACUCAUCGAUGAGAUCACGAUUGAUUUAUUACGAAUAUCCAUUUCAGUUUGAUUGUUUGAUAGAGUAAGAAAAUCAUGUCAGAAAAAUUGUUGGUCUUAUAAUUAUUGUGCAGUUUAAGUAGAGUUGAAAGUUGAUGAAGCAAGUCUUGUAAGUAGUAAAUGAAGAGGCAAAGUUUAUAAGUAACAAAAUUUUUGGAUUUCAAGUGUAUGCUGAUUCAUUUUCAAUCAUCUUAUUUAUCUAA
This is a messenger RNA of Lycium ferocissimum, 3490 nucleotides long. RefSeq lists its product as uncharacterized. The transcript has 6 exons. The annotation marks the transcript as partial. NCBI's taxonomy places the organism in Eukaryota, Viridiplantae, Streptophyta, Magnoliopsida, Solanales, Solanaceae. The record is from RefSeq and is a predicted model, not a curated record.